UUAACAGAACGCAGUGACGCACACAAUAAGUCAAUAACACGGUGGUAGUACACGGAGUCACGGACUUGCCUAUUGGGUAGAUACGCCACUCACGUUUUCUUCCUUUAGUUUCGUGGAACCAUAUGAUGUCUGUCUGUCCCUUUUUCUAUUUGACAACGUUACGUGGUGCCGUUCCAUGAUUUAUGAACUAUGACCCUUCUUUGUCUCGUAAUCUUGGGUUCCAAAAGAAGGAGAAGAUGAACGUGGAUCUGGAAUCAUUGGCAGAGGCAACUUCUGGGGCCAUAGGAUCACUGAUCAGCACCACUAUUCUCUACCCACUUGACACCUGCAAGACCAAGUACCAGGCUGAGGCUCGUUCCUCAGGUCGAAUAAAAUACAGGAAUCUCACUGAUGUAUUAUUGGAGGCAAUAUCUAACCGUCAGGUGCUUUCACUUUACCAGGGCCUUGGAACAAAGAAUCUUCAAUCCUUCAUUUCACAAUUUGUCUACUUCUAUGGAUACAGCUAUUUUAAAAGGCUGUAUCUAGAAAAAAGCGGUUAUAAAUCCAUUGGAACAAAAGCAAACUUGGUUAUUGCUGCUGCUGCUGGGGCUUGCACAGCCAUUGCGACUCAGCCCCUGGAUACAGCCUCUUCAAGGAUGCAGACAAGUGAAUUUGGAAAGUCUAAAGGGCUACUGAAGACCCUUACAGAAGGAACCUGGAGUGAUGCAUUUGAUGGCCUCGGUAUUUCCUUGCUGCUGACAUCAAACCCUGCAAUUCAGUAUACGGUGUUUGAUCAGCUGAAGCAACGAGCACUGAAGAAUAAACAAAACAAUGCUGAUAAAGGAACAUCUCCAGCAUCCCUUUCCGCAUUUAUGGCCUUUCUUUUAGGUGCAAUUUCAAAGAGCAUUGCUACCUGUCUAACAUAUCCAGCUAUCAGGUGCAAAGUUAUCAUUCAAGCUGCAGACUCGGCUGAACCAACCUCCAAAACAAUGAUAAAAUCACAGAAAACAGUGUCUAGUGUUCUCUAUGGAAUAUGGAAAAGGGAGGGCUUACUGGGAUAUUUCAAAGGAUUGCAUGCUCAGAUCUUAAAAACUGUUUUGAGCUCAGCACUGCUCUUAAUGAUCAAGGAAAAGAUCUCUGCUACUACCUGGGUGCUUAUCCUUGCACUUAAAAGGUACCUAUUACUUCCAAGGGGUAGGAUUAAGAACUUGUAAUUUAUAAUAGCAGUUACUGGAGGAAGAAGCUUCAAUUCGUUGCGGAUAAUGAAUGUGGUUGGAGUGCAAAGUGUGCACUUUAACAGAUACAUCCAUCUCUUCAAAGUUGAGACGAGAUUGUUUUGGUGGCUUCUCUCUUCUGUCCUCUUCCCUGGCUUAUUGAUAUAGAACAAUUAGUCCAGGAAUUUAUGCAAAAGACUGAUAGAGCAAGGCAAAGUAGAAAAUCUUGACAAUAAAUGGUUUUUUUAUUUUUAAAUAUUUCUUGUUUCAAAUAAAGGCUUGCAUUACUUAUUUAUUUUUUGUAGUUAGUUCUUUUAUAUGUAGUGGAAUUCCCACAUCAGAAGGAUGUCAGUUAAGAGUAGUGUAGGAGCUUUAUAAAUAAGCAUCCUCUUUUAUGUAUGUAGUCAAUUCAGUUUCAGAUUGCUGAAUAGUUUUGUUCUGAUUCU
Messenger RNA from Glycine soja, 1639 nucleotides. RefSeq names its product peroxisomal adenine nucleotide carrier 1-like. The coding region runs from base 183 to 1193 and encodes 336 amino acids. Gene Ontology annotation, molecular function: ADP transmembrane transporter activity; ATP transmembrane transporter activity. The record is from RefSeq and is a predicted model, not a curated record. The transcript is spliced from 6 exons. Gene Ontology annotation, cellular component: peroxisomal membrane. NCBI's taxonomy places the organism in Eukaryota, Viridiplantae, Streptophyta, Magnoliopsida, Fabales, Fabaceae. Gene Ontology annotation, biological process: ADP transport; ATP transport; peroxisome organization.